AGGAAAUCAAACACAAUUGAAACAAAACCCAGAUUUCCAAUUCUCUCUCUCUCUCUAAACAAUUUCAUUAAUUCCGAUCAAGAAAUGGGAGAGAUCGGUGAGAAUCAUGUGAUUUCAUCUUCAGAAGGAUUCUGUGUUAAGAAAAAUGAUCCUUUGAAUUGGGGUUUUGCUGCUGAGGGUCUUAUGGGUAGUCAUUGGGAGGAAGUGAAAAAGAUGGUGGAGGAAUUUAGGAAACCGGCGGUGAAUCUCGGCGGUGAGAAUCUUACUAUAUCUCAGGUGGCGGCUGUAGCUUUGGCCGGCGGUGAUGUUCAUGUGAAAGUUGAAUUGGCUGAAUCGGCUAGGGCUGGUGUUAAAGCUAGUAGCGAUUGGGUUAUGGAAAGUAUGAAUAAGGGUACUGAUAGUUAUGGUGUUACCACCGGAUUUGGUGCCACCUCUCACCGGAGAACUAAAGAAGGAGGUGCUCUUCAAAAAGAACUAAUUAGGUUUUUGAACGCCGGAGUUUUUGGGAACGGAACAGAAUCAAGCCACACGUUGCCGGGAACCGCCACAAGGGCGGCGAUGCUCGUGAGAAUCAACACCCUUCUUCAGGGUUAUUCCGGCAUCAGAUUUGAAAUUCUUGAAGCCAUAACCAAAUUCCUCAAUUCCAACAUCACUCCAUGCCUUCCUCUCCGGGGAACCAUCACCGCCUCCGGCGACCUUGUCCCACUUUCCUACAUCGCCGGACUUCUCACCGGCAGGCCAAACUCGAAAGCUGUUGGACCGAACGGGCAGACCUUGAAAUCGGAGGAGGCUUUCAAGCUAGCUGGAAUUGAAGGUGGGUUCUUUGAGCUUCAACCGAAGGAAGGACUUGCACUUGUUAAUGGAACCGCAGUUGGGUCUGGUUUAGCUUCGAUUGUUCUGUUCGAAACUAAUAUAUUAGCACUCAUGGCUGAAGUUUUGUCAGCCAUUUUCGCUGAAGUUAUGCAAGGAAAACCUGAAUUCACUGAUCAUUUAACCCACAAACUUAAACAUCAUCCUGGCCAAAUCGAAGCUGCAGCGAUCAUGGAACAUAUUCUGGAUGGAAGCUCAUAUGUCAAAACAGCAAAACAACUCCACGAAAUGGAUCCAUUGCAGAAACCCAAACAAGAUCGAUAUGCCUUAAGGACAUCCCCACAAUGGCUCGGGCCUCAGAUCGAGGUGAUCCGCGCUUCCACCAAAUCGAUUGAGCGCGAGAUAAACUCGGUUAACGACAACCCUUUGAUCGAUGUGUCCAGAAACAAGGCCCUGCAUGGUGGAAACUUUCAGGGAACUCCAAUUGGUGUUUCCAUGGAUAACACCAGACUGGCUAUAGCUGCAAUUGGGAAACUUAUGUUUGCUCAAUUCUCCGAGCUUGUUAACGAUUUCUACAAUAAUGGGUUGCCUUCGAAUCUCUCUGGUGGGAGGAAUCCUAGUUUGGAUUAUGGGUUCAAGGGAGCUGAAAUCGCGAUGGCUUCUUACUGUUCUGAGCUGCAGUUUUUAGGAAACCCUGUUACAACCCAUGUUCAAAGUGCAGAACAACAUAACCAAGAUGUGAAUUCACUUGGUUUGAUCUCAUCUAGAAAAACAGCUGAAUCAGUUGAAAUCCUCAAGCUAAUGUCUACAACUUUUCUCGUGGCGCUAUGCCAGGCUAUUGAUUUAAGGCAUUUGGAAGAGAAUUUAAGAAACACUGUCAAGAACACUGUUAGUCAAGUGGCGAAAAGGGUUCUCACCAUUGGAGCUAAUGGUGAGCUUCACCCGUCAAGGUUUUGCGAGAAGGAUUUACUAAGGGUGGUUGAUCGUGAAUAUGUUUUCGCCUAUGCUGAUGAUCCUUGCAGUUUGACUUACCCAUUGAUGACCAAACUAAGAGGUGUGCUGGUUGAACAUGCUUUGAAAAAUGUUGAAACUGAGAAGAACUCUACUAGCUCGAUCUUUCAUAAGAUUGGUGUUUUUGAGGAGGAAUUGAAAACCCUUUUGCCUAAGGAAGUUGAGAGUGUUAGGGUUGCUUUUGAUAAUGGGAUUUUGGGUAUUCCUAAUCAGAUUAAAGAAUGCAGGUCUUAUCCUCUUUAUAGGUUUGUGAGGGAGAAGCUUGCUACCGGAUUUCUGACCGGAGAAAAUGUCAGGUCGCCGGGAGAGGAUUUUGAUAAGGUGUUCACUGCUAUGUCUAAGGGAGAGAUUAUUGAUCCUUUGUUGGAAUGUCUCAAGGAAUGGAAUGGUGCUCCAAUUCCGAUUUGCUAAGAAAUCGGUUUUUAUUUUAUUUUAAUUGUUGUUGUUUUUUUAAUUAAUAUGGAUAUUAUCUUUUUGUUGAAUAAAUAAACUGAAAUUAUCUAAUCAUAAGUGGGUUUUGUUG
Impatiens glandulifera is the source of this 2344-nucleotide messenger RNA. Its product is annotated as phenylalanine ammonia-lyase 1. Gene Ontology annotation, molecular function: ammonia-lyase activity. The record is from RefSeq and is a predicted model, not a curated record. The transcript has 2 exons. Gene Ontology annotation, biological process: L-phenylalanine catabolic process. NCBI's taxonomy places the organism in Eukaryota, Viridiplantae, Streptophyta, Magnoliopsida, Ericales, Balsaminaceae. Gene Ontology annotation, cellular component: cytoplasm. Bases 85 to 2232 code for a protein of 715 amino acids.